GAGAAAGACACUAUUCUCAAAUGAUAACUUUAUCUCAUUUCUCCACCAUUCAUCUCUUGUCUAAUUUCCAACCAAACCAAUAUUUCUUUAUCUUUCAACUCAUGAAGAAAAAAAACAUGUACCACAUUCACCAAUAAAUAAACAAAAAAGAACAAAAAUGUUAGCCUCUGCUAGCUUAGGUUGCAGAAGACCAACAUGUUGUAAUGUUCAUCAACAAACAAGGAACAGCUUCAUGGCUAAAACACAGAGCAACAAUGGCAAAUUGAUGAUGGUGGAUUGGAGAGGAAAAGAAUGUAACAGUAAGAAAAGUAAUAGGGUAGUGAAAUGCAGUGGUGGAAUUGGGCUAGGCGAUUUCAUUGGAGGAGAUUUGGUUAAACUUGAUCUUGGACGUUGGCUUUCAGAUGUUGAAGAACAUAAAGCACUUGCAAUAUAUACUCCUCAUGAAGGUGGUUAUGAAGGACGUUACUUGUCACGUCUUCGACGUCAAGGUUACUAUUUUCUUGACCUUACAGCUCGAGGACUUGGUGAUCCUGAAACCACUCUCACCAAGAUUCACCCCGUUUGUCCUCCUCAUUUAGGAAAGCAACCGAUAGCAAGAUGGUAUUUUCCACCGGAAGUUGAUUACAGAUUGGAAGCAUUACCACCAAAUGCCAAAGGAUUGGUGGUGUGGAUCAUUGAAGCCAAGGUUCUCUCCAAGGCAGAAUUGCAAUUCCUUGCUCUGCUGCCUACACUAAGGCCUAAUGUGAGGGUCAUUGCUGAAUGUGGAAAUUGGAGAAAGUUUAUGUGGAAGCCACUAAGUGAAAUUGCUGGACUAACUACUAGUCAAGAAGCUUGAUAAUGAUGCAUUGCUGCUUAUUAAUGCUGGUUUUUCAAUCAUCGACAACAAAGUAGAAACAUUUUCAUCUGUCUUCAAGCUAGAAGAUGCAAGGAUAAAGGAAGUUCAUUGUAAAUAAUUAGAUCUGUCACAACCAUGAGUGAUAUAUAUGUACAUUCUCAAGGUUUAAUUUUGUUAUGGCAUGCACAAACAUUGUAAUCAAAGAUGGUAUUAAGGAAAUGCUAUUUCUUCAAAAGUUUUGUAACAGAUUUUCAUUGUAACAUAUUUCUUCAAAAGUUGUGUAACAGAUUUCCAAUGAAAAAAGAGUGUUCCUGCUUA
Lathyrus oleraceus (garden pea) is the source of this 1153-nucleotide messenger RNA. RefSeq names its product NAD(P)H-quinone oxidoreductase subunit N, chloroplastic. The transcript has 4 exons. The record is from RefSeq and is a predicted model, not a curated record. Bases 158 to 835 code for a protein of 225 amino acids. Gene Ontology annotation, molecular function: oxidoreductase activity, acting on NAD(P)H, quinone or similar compound as acceptor. Gene Ontology annotation, cellular component: membrane. NCBI's taxonomy places the organism in Eukaryota, Viridiplantae, Streptophyta, Magnoliopsida, Fabales, Fabaceae.